Aplysia californica (California sea hare) is the source of this 5179-nucleotide messenger RNA. RefSeq names its product neuropeptide FF receptor 1. Gene Ontology annotation, cellular component: plasma membrane. The coding region runs from base 966 to 2027 and encodes 353 amino acids. The transcript is spliced from 8 exons. Gene Ontology annotation, molecular function: G protein-coupled receptor activity. The record is from RefSeq and is a predicted model, not a curated record. Gene Ontology annotation, biological process: G protein-coupled receptor signaling pathway. NCBI's taxonomy places the organism in Eukaryota, Metazoa, Mollusca, Gastropoda, Aplysiida, Aplysiidae.
AUGAGGUACAGUUGUCUCCCCUCACCCACACACUGGCGGGCGGGGAUGCGGCAAGUCUGAAAAGCGCUCUUUUACUCACUCUCAUUUUGGCAUCGCUCACGAAGACUUUCCCUUCAAAUUUCAUGCCGAAUCUCUCUACGGAGAGUCUGUGUGAGUAGUUCAGGUGCUCGGAGUAAAGGCAAUUUCAACUGACCCGUAGUAAUUUAUACUGACUGAGUUCUGGAGAUUGGAAAAGGAUAAAAGGACAAGUAAGAUUUUAGCUUGAAUACAAUGAACACGUGUCCGUACACAAGGCAAGUUUGUUUUCUCAAAAUGCAGAUUGAUUGAAAAGACCAAUUCAGUGUAUGAUUAUUCAGAAAGCAUGCUGAAAAGUAUUUUAACGCAUAUUUAAUGUUGUCAACUCUAAACAGGAAUGACGAUACUUGAUUCAUACUUUUGAUGUGGAAAUAAGACCAUUCACGUUAAAGGAAUACAAACUGUGUAACAGAAAUUACAGGGAAAAAAAUGAAAAAGACAUUCCUAACCUGUGAAAUGCUUUGUGUGGAAACAACAGCCAAUUAAGUUCGCUGAAAAUCAUGUCUAGGGUUCUUGAAAAAACUUUAAAAAAUUGUUUGUUUGGCAUACAAUUAAGGAAAUGUCACCAACUUCACAAUAUCUCCAAGAAGUCUGACGAACCUUUGGUCUGAAUUCGGAUAACAUGUAUUAGCAAUUGAUCUGGGCAAACUAUAGUUGUUAAGAACAUUACAACCUUGUUAUCAAAGUUAUCAACUUCGGUCAGUGUUUUCCUGUUGGUGAGCUAACGAGAAGUUCCCCUGGCUAUAACUGUGACAGUUGAGAGUGCUCCAAGCUCGCCUGAUUCUGUGACUAACCCAGCUCCGAGAUCGCGUAUCUGAUUGGUGUUGUUUUGUGACAGAGCAAGAGACUGGGACUCCAGACGGGAUUCUUCGUCUUGGUCUUGAUAGUUAAUGCUCAACAUGUCUCCUGAGGACAAUUUCACUAUGAAUGGAACGGGCAUGAUGCCGCCAGUAAUCGACAGAUGGGGCUGGCUGACCAAGAUCUUCCUGUCCCACAUUAUAGUGGCUGUGGGUCUAGUGGCCAAUGUGUUCACCUUUAUCGUGAUGAAGACCCCGCGGCUACGGUACAAAUCCUACUCUCACUACCUGAGCGCUCUGGCUGUAUUUGACAGUUUGGUUCUGAUAGGUCAAGAGGUGCACAUGGUCCAUGAGAUCUUGCAGCACUUAGACGAGCCAGGCUUGUUCGGCGCUUUUUCUCACAGUGCUUGUAAGGUGUUCACGUUCGCUCAGGCCGUGUGCAACCUGAUGUCGUCCUGGCUUAUCGUGGCCAUGGCUAUAGAGCGCAUGUGCGUGGUGUACAUGCCCUUCCGGCGGAACAUGUGGUGCCAGCAGCGCGGGGCAGUCAUCAUCAUACUCACUCUCUUCUUUUUCAUGUCCUGCACGCAGAUAUUCCGAUUUGCCUUGGUGGAAAAUAAAGACGGCGAGUGUGUCGGUGCGGACGAGCACAGUGGCGUGUAUCUGCCUCUACACAUCUAUGUGUACCAGUUCGCUCUGCUGUUCAUUGCACCCGUUCUCAUCGUGCUCGUGUGCAACAUCGCAGUCCUCAUCAAGAUCUUCAGCGUGGAGAAAGCCACCCAGAACGAGGACUCUUCCUCCACGAGGCUUACAGGCAGCGCACGUAGACGCAGCAAAACCACACGCAUGCUUGUGGCAAUCUCUCUGACAUACAUAGUGACCACUCUACCCCUGGUCGUGCUCACCAUUACAGUGUACGUGCUCACUCUGAAGGUCAAGGGGAACCCAGCACUUGCGGUGACUCUGUAUGGGACGGUGCCGUGGCUACACUUUUUGCAGGCAGUCACAAAUCUGAACUACGCGUCCAAUUUCUUCAUUUACAUUCUGUCUGGGAAAAAGUUCCGCAUCGAACUGCGGCGCGUCUUUGUCUCAGACAGACGAGGCAACAGCUUCAUGGGAGGCAGUUCAAGGACUCGGGAUGAAAUCAUUAUGAUGUGACGAUACGACCAACGGGAGGAUUCAUGAGCCGGCUCCAGGUGUGAGGUUACAGAUCUGAAGUUGUGGUCUGAUUGUUAUGAUGUACCGCUGGGUGGUAACACCACGAAUCAUGUUCCCUGCUAUGAGGUUACAGAUUUAAGAGUCAUCGAUCAUUAUGGUAACUAUGAUAGUGUCGACAUCUUGAAUUACCUCUAAUGUGGUUGAGCUAUCCUUUGUGUUGGGCCUAAAACGGCUACCCUAACUAAUGUCACACGACAUAAUACGUGUACAAUACGACGGUCGUGAUGAAGGGACUACGUGGUAGUGAGCCGGUAAAGCAUCGGUAUCAUGGCACUCACAAUUAUAAUGAGAGGGCCGUAGUCAUUUGUACCGAAGCUUCCAGUUACCGAUUAUAUGGGAACAGAUCUUCACGAAAAAGUUCUGAUGUCAUUACCAUAUUAUUGCUAAUGAGACCCCUCCUGUGUGAAGUCACAUUAGGUCUGUGUCAGAUCAUCACGUGGGUAUGGUCACCAAAUUGAGGGUUGGCAUGAUACUACAGCAACAUGUUUCUAAUUACGCUAUUGUGAGUGGUCUGAAAUUGUUGAUCCACGUUGGGAAAUUAAUGCCGGACUGCCAUGCCGCUUCUGUGACGGAAAUCAGUUGCUGAUGCAUUUCCAGAGAUUGUCAUGAAAAGGACAGCGAGAUGUCUCCCUACAAUGUGGUUAAUGAUUUAGUCCUGAUAUAGUUACCUUUAGAUGCUCUAUGAUUAGACAUAUAAUCUGAACUUUGGAAUGUGAGGACACUAAAUUUGUGUUUGCCAAAUGAAAUAAUAAUAUCAUAGUUUCUAGGUUUCUUUACCAGGAAGAGAUGAGUAUCUUGUUAUGGGAUGUGGCUGGUUGAUGUUGGAGUCAAGGUUGAAGUUUCCAUAUUUAAGCAUUGGGGUAUCUGACUGAAGCAGCUAGACACUCCUAUACUGAUAACUUGGCGAUACAAAUAUCCCAACAGUCUGUAAUGCCUUUUGGUAACGUAUUUGAGUCAUGAUCGAACGCUGCCAUGAUGGACAAAGCGUACAAAUUUAAAUGAAACUCACAUUGAUGAUAUCACGGGUGUUCAUGUCUGUUGUAUAGAAUAUACAGGAUAAACUGUUCCGACCUUUAAAAAGAUACGCAAGAUAAUAUGGGGGAACAGCUUGUGGGAGCUCAGUCCUUGGUGUCUGUGGUGUAGCGGUUAAGCGUUUCUCUCCGGCACGCAAAAGCACCGAGUUCGUUUCCCGAGUGGCAAUACUUUUCAUUGGGUAUCUUGGUUUAUCUGCUGCGGUGAUGAAUCCAUCUAAGUGUUGGUUGGCUCUGACAUGCAGGGUCGAAGACUUUCUCCAAAAUAAUCUUGAUUGUGUCGAAGGAGGUAUAAAAACAACUAAAUCAAAAUGAGACAUCUUGUUGUCAAGAUGUCAUGUUUGUCAGUUUUUGAACAAACCGAUUUAAACUGCCAAUGAAUAACUUGUAUACUUUUAUCAUACUUAUAAAAGUUUAAAAUACAAUGCUAUAACAGACUUUAUGGCGAAUAUCUCACUAAGAUGUCAAAAGAUACUGUCUUGGUAUGUUAUGCACGACACUUGUUUUUAUCUGAGAGAACAGCUCUGGUUAUUGAAGCGUUCAAACUUAAUGAUAUACAAAGUGUUUGUUUCGAUGUUUUGAUUUAACUCUUUUUUAAUUUCACUUAAAAACGUUGAUCAAAGGUACAAACAAGUAAAUUUGAAUUUUCCCCAAGCGUUGGAAGUCACCAGGCUAUGGCGACCAUUUUCUCGCUAUUUUUUCUUUUGACACCAGGCGAGCCCCACCUCUGUCAAUCGGAAAUUGUCUACUUCCUUUCAAGAUAAUUGGGUAUUUUACCCAUCAAAAGCAAGAAAAAUGAGCAGGCUCUAAGAUGAUAUGAAUAAUUUCUUGUACCAAAAUAUUGUCGAGCGACUGAUUCCACCGAGUCGUGAUUCUGUUUCAUUGCAUGUUUCUUUUACUACGCUAAGUUUUUCAAAUUUUCCUGACCCCCCCCCCCCAACACAUUAUGUUAUUAAUUCCUGCAUCAAAUUAGCACCCAAAUGCAUUUGACAAAGGCUUGACCCUCAAAGAGUAAUACUAUGAGUUCUCUAAGAAGGCUUCUGAGCUUAAUUAUCAACUUUAAAGUGUGCACUUACUUACUUCGUUUACUUUUUUCUUCCGCUUGUACCCUGGGGUGUCGCGGGGAGACACAGUUGUCUGUCUGCAGCAAGUCGUGUGGCCUGUAGGAGGGACAUCGCAUGAUGAAGUGAGCACAAAAAGUCCAAAUGCGGUCCAAAGUCAAAUAUCUCUUGAACGGGGGAAUCAAUGUUACCCAUACUUUGCACAACAGUCUGUAUCAAUUCGUCUUACCUUAAUCAUGUUUUCCAUAAAAAUCGAGGCUAGAUUAACAACUUUUCUUUAUAGAUUAAUAUGAAAGUUGUAUACGUCUUGUAUACAGCACUUUCCGCUUCUCACACACAUUAUCAAUAGGCUUAUGGACCACGUCACAGGUCACCAGUGACACUUUUUAGUGGCAAAACUUGUUAGAAAAAUUACUUUUACAGUGAACCCACAUGCGUUCAGUAAGCAUAAUGUCGCGAUUAGAAAAGAACAAUAAUGACGGACUUGUUUGUAAAAGCGAUAUUGUCCGAGCUGUAAACCUUUUAAAAUCUGUAGAAACCACCAACUGGGAUCUUUAACGAGUAGUUAUUAUGAACUUUCUAAAAUACAGCGUACAGUUGUUUACAACAUUUAUGGUGAUCUGUUAAGAUAAAUUUAUAAAAGUCUUUGUGCAUAAGCUGGAGACUUUUUCAAAGAUAGUUGAGGAAAUAUUUGACAAUGAGUUGAGCCACGAAUUUUUGACCGCACUAUAAACCAUGUGAACCCCAAGGAUAUCAAUUCGUUUUUGUUUAUGGAGACAUUGGGCUGACGUCCACUGAGAAAGAAGCUGCCGACAAUUAUGGGGCUUUUAUGAUGUUUAAAGUGAAUAUAUACAUAAGUGGAUAUAUACUUUACGUAAUAUACAGAAUACUAGAAAGAGAGCAAGAACAAGCGAGUGAGUGAAUGAGAGAGAGAGAGAGAGAGAGAGAGAGAGAGAGAGAGAGAUGGAGAGAGAGAGAGUGAGGGAGAGAGAGAUAGAGA